AUGAGAUGGCGCAUUGCGUUAUUUCCAUACUCAUAUGAUAUUCGCUAUCGUCCAGGACUCAGUAACAUCACUCCGGAUGCAUUCACAAGGUUACGCUGUUCAGAAAUUAGUUCACAUUCACUUUAUGAGUUACAUGCAGCACUGUGCCAUCCUGGUGGAGUACGCCAUCAUCAUUUCGUCUGCAGUAGAAAUCUUCCAUAUUCGUUAGAGAACGUGAAACAAAUAUGUAGGCAUUGCUCUAUAUGUCAAGAAGUGAAACCACAAUAUUAUAAACCAGACUCAGUUAACUUAAUUAAGGCCAUGCAGCCCUUCGAGCGAACUUCCAUCGAUUUCAAAGGUCCGAUUCCUUUCACGAAGCAUCCUUAUCUUCUAACAAUAGAUGACGAAUACUCUCGGUUUCCGUUUGGUUAUCCGGUAUCUGACACAUCAGCUCGGACUGUAAUAAAGUGUCUUACUGACUUGUUCUGA
Octopus sinensis (East Asian common octopus) is the source of this 468-nucleotide messenger RNA. RefSeq lists its product as uncharacterized. The record is from RefSeq and is a predicted model, not a curated record. NCBI's taxonomy places the organism in Eukaryota, Metazoa, Mollusca, Cephalopoda, Octopoda, Octopodidae. Bases 1 to 468 code for a protein of 155 amino acids. The transcript has a single exon. Gene Ontology annotation, molecular function: nucleic acid binding.